Thermothelomyces thermophilus ATCC 42464 is the source of this 1545-nucleotide messenger RNA. RefSeq lists its product as uncharacterized. The record is from RefSeq and is a predicted model, not a curated record. Gene Ontology annotation, molecular function: D-arabinono-1,4-lactone oxidase activity; FAD binding. The transcript is spliced from 6 exons. Gene Ontology annotation, cellular component: membrane. Bases 1 to 1545 code for a protein of 514 amino acids. Lineage: Eukaryota; Fungi; Ascomycota; Sordariomycetes; Sordariales; Chaetomiaceae.
AUGGUCUCCCCCCUGGCCAUCCUCUUGGUCCUCGCCUCGGCGGCGACCAGGGCGGCGGCGUUCGAGUACUACACGUUCGACGGGCCCGGGUUUCCCUCGUGCCACAACGUGUCGAGGGUCUACAACGCCACGAGCGUGGACGACGUGGCCUCGCUGGUCAAGUCCCUGACGGCCUCCAACAACAACACGGCGGUGCGCGUGCGGGCGGCGGGCAAGGGCCACAUGUGGUACGACACGCAGUGCAGCGACUCCCAGACGGUGCUCGUCCGCACCGAGGACCUCCACGCCAUCUCGGACCUGGACCUGCCCGCCGGUGCCGAGAGCGGGUCGGUCUGGGUCGAGGCCGGCGUGACCUUCUUCCAGCUGGCCGAGUACCUGCACGAGCGGGGCGCCUCGGUCGGCUACACGCUGACCAACUGGAACAUCAGCUUCGGCGGCAGCGUCGCCAUGGGCGCCCACCGGUCCUCCAUCCGCGAGGACAGCAUGGUCGCCGCCGGCGUGCUGGCCAUGGACAUUGUGGACGGCGCCGGCGAGGUGAGGCGCGUCGUCAGGGACGAGAGCGACGACGAGUGGCUCGCCGCCUCGACCUCCCUCGGCCUGCUGGGCAUCAUCGUGAGAAUCCAGCUCAAGGUGUAUCCGGACACCAAGGUCUAUGCCAAGCAGGAGACGCUCGACGAGAAGGACGUUCUGGACGGCGACGUCUAUGGCUUGAUUGCGCCGUAUGCAACCGCCAAUCUCUGGUGGUGGCCGUACAAGAGAAAGUUCCACCAGCGGUACUACGACACGGUGCCGGCCAACUCGACGCCGCAGGAGGGCUUCCAGAACACCUUCUCCGUGACGGAGCUGGAGGCGGUGACGGCGCGCACCAUGCUCGACAGCGGCAAGUACCUGCCGACGUCCAACAUGUUGGCCGAGGAGAUCUUCUUCGGCCUGUGGUCCAAGCCCAACUUCCGCGAGAAGAAGACCAACGAGGCGAUCGACGAGUGGCCCGUCUACGGCUGGAACUACGACGUCCUCAUCGGCGGCCUGUACCCGGACCAGAAGCCCGAGUGGGAGUACGGCCUGGCCGGCUACACACUCGAGCUGGCCUUCCCCGUCACCAUGGCAAACCAGAUGCUCAAGAGGGUCCGUCAGCUGUUUGACGACGAGCUCAAGAAGGGCAUCGUCAUGACGUCCACGUACCGGAGCGGCAUCAACAUCAAGUUCGGCAAGGCCUACUACGACCUCCUCGGCCAGGUCACGUACAACACGUCCGACGGGGCCGACUGGAGCAAGGGCGCCAUCAUGUUCGACUUCCCCUCGUACCGGCCCACCAUCGGCGACCACAAGCGCUUCAACGAGCCGUUCUACCACAAGCUAGCGAACACGCUCAUUGACGAGUUCCCGUGCCGCCCGCACUGGACCAAGAACACGCGCGAGGUCUUUGCUCGAUCCGUCAAGAACCUCGAUCCCGACCAUCUUCGCCGCUUCAACGCCGUCCGGAAACGCUUCGACCCUAACGGCAUAUACCGGAGCAUCGUCGGAGAGAUUCUGGGUUUCUAUUAA